Molecule: messenger RNA, 7075 nt
Organism: Tupaia belangeri chinensis (Chinese tree shrew)
Lineage: Eukaryota; Metazoa; Chordata; Mammalia; Scandentia; Tupaiidae
Gene: CRAMP1
Product: cramped chromatin regulator 1
Biological process (GO): pattern specification process
Cellular component (GO): nucleus
Molecular function (GO): chromatin binding
Source: RefSeq, a predicted model, not a curated record
GGGCAAGAGGUCGGCCGAUGAGGAGUCCCUGGACGGAGAAGGGGCCGGCGGCGCGGACGCGGACGCGGACGCGGCGGACGAGAGCAGCGGCACAAAGAGGGCGGCGCAGAGCCCCCGCGCCGACGGCACCCCCGCGCCCGCCGGCCCGCAGGCGCCCUCCCCGCCGCAGGGCAGCCCCCAGGACCAGCACCACUUCCUCCGGUCCAGGGUCAGGCCGCAGAGCAAGAGGCCCAGGAAGGAGCCGCCCUGCGCCGUGGGGAGCGGCGCCGGCGGCUCAGGACCUCGCGGAAAAGGAGCUGAUGGUGGUGGAUCGUCAUCUGGAAACGUGCCUGGGGUCGGCCCCACUGCCGCUGCAGGGGGCUCGCGCGCCUCCUCCCGGAGCUUAGGGUCCUCAGGUGGCGAGAAGGAAGAGGGCAAGAAGGCGCGGCGGCAGUGGGAGUCCUGGAGCACCGAGGACAAGAACACCUUCUUCGAGGGGCUGUACGAGCACGGCAAGGACUUUGAAGCGAUUCAGAACAACAUCGCCCUGAAGUACAAGAAGAAAGGCAAGCCGGCGAGCAUGGUGAAGAACAAGGAGCAGGUGCGCCACUUCUACUACCGCACCUGGCACAAGCUCACCAAGUACAUCGACUUCGACCACGUGCGCAAGAAGAUCGGGGGCUGUAUGGACGACAAGAACGCUGCCAAGUUGAACGAGCUCAUCCAGGUGGGAGCCACCACAGUGCGCCACAGAGGCCGGAACCUGCGGGUCAAGGCGCCGAUGUGCCGGGCCCUGAGGAAGCUCUGCGACCCCGACGGUCUGAGUGACGAGGAAGACCAGAAGCCCGUGCGCCUGCCCCUGCGGGUCCCAGUGGAGCUACAGCCACGGAACAACCACGCCUGGGCCCGUGUGCAGAGCCUUGCCCAGAACCCACGCCUCAGGAUGAUCGUGGAGCUGCACCGCAAGGUCUCCAGCCUCAUCGAGUUCCUGAAGCAGAAGUGGGCGCUCCACGAGGUGCGGAUUCGGAAGGCCCUGGAAGAGCAGCAGCCGCAGGACGUGCGUGCCACGCCCCCGCAGGAGAAGGCCACCCUGCACCUGUUCCCGGGCGAGAACUGCACGCUGACGCCGCUGCCAGGCGUGGCCCGCGUGGUGCACUCCAAGGCCUUCUGCACAGUGCACUGGCAGGAGGGCGGGCGCUGCCGGCAGAGUGCCAAGGACGCCUACGCGCUGCCCCCAGCCCAGAUCCUGGGCAUCCAGAGUGCGCAGGGCACGGCCCGGGGCCAGGUGAAGUGCCCGCGGGGCGGCCCUGAGGGCAAGGGCGGGGGGCGGCCACCUCCUGCUGCCGACAGCUCACCCAGCUCUGGAGAGAGCCCCGCCGAGGGUGCCCCCGGGGGAGGCGCUGCCCUGAGCCUGAGCAGCCCGGACACUCCUGACAGGCCUCCCCCAGGGCUCCAGGACGCCGCGCCUCGUCUGGAGAGGACCCUUGCCGCGGCUCCAGCAGAGGGCGGGGAGGGCCUCAGCCAUGAGCCAGGGGCCCUGCCGCCUGCCUGCAGCCAGCCCCCCGACCUGGAGGACGAGCUCUCUCUCCUCGACCCCUUGCCCCGCUAUCUGAAGUCCUGUCAGGACCUCAUCGUCCCCGAGCAGUGCCACCGUGCCGCUGACACGUGGUCCGGGAGAGAGCACCCCCCUCCCAGCAGGGCGGCCUCCCCGGAGGCUCUCGGCUCUGGCAGUCAAGAGGCUUCCACCCUUGUCCCUCCUGUCCCAGACCUAAGGCCCAGCGCUGGUCCUGGGCUCCUGCCAGAUGUUUGCACUAAGGACCUGGUGGAUGCACCCGCUGAGGAGCCCCAGGAGGCGGGGAGCCCCUCGGCGCCCCUCCUGCCUCAGGGACAGCCUGCCUCCAGGCCCCCAAAGGAGGCCCCGCCUGGCCGGCUGGCACAGCAGCUCCGCGAGGAGGGCUGGAACCUGCAGACCUCCGAGAGCCUCACGCUGGCCGAGGUCUACCUCAUGAUGGGCAAGCCCAGCAAGCUGCAGCUGGAGUGGGACUGGCUGGCCGCUCUGGGUCCCGAGAGCCAGGCCCCCGGCGGGCAGGACCCACGGCCCCGGCCCGGCCCCACGCAUGCCGCCUUCCACGAGCAGCGCCUGCUCAGCUGCCUCCUGAGGCUCAUCUCCACCGAGGUCAACCCCAGGCCGGCCCCAGAAGCAAAUGCCGUGUCCACAGCCUCCAUGAGGCCCACCCAGGAGGAGCAGGCUACGUCCUCCCCCGGGAAGGUGGUUACGGUCAGCUCCCGGAGCCCACGCUGCCCCCGCAACCAGUCUGCCCUCCGCAGCGGCAAGACCUUCACGCCCAGCUGUGCACCUUGCUCCUCAGGUUUGAGAAACCCUCCCGGACCCCUCUUGGUGGCCAGUCCCCCCAGCGCAGGGAGCAGCGACACUGAUGGUGGCCUUUUCGCUGUCCCAACGACGUUGCCACCCAACAGCCGGCACGGGAAGCUCUUCUCUCCCAGCAAAGAGGCCGAGCUGGCUUUCCGGCAGCACCUGACCUCCAUCAGCAUGCAGUCAGAUUUCUUCUUGCCAAAGCCCAGGAAAUUGAGGAACCGGCACCUGAGGAAGCCUUUGGUGGUCCAGAGAACGCUGCUUCCCCGGCCGUCUGAGAGCCAGCUCCACAGCGUCUGCCCCUUCUCCGUCCUGUCGAACUCCGCCAUCACUGGGAGAGGCUCUCUCCGACCCAUCCAGUCUUCUCUGACCAAAGCAGCUUUGUCCCGGCCGAUCGUGCCUAAGGUCCUUCCAGCGCAGGCUCCGAGCCACCUGGCCAGCGCCAUCGACCUGGCAGCUAAAAGUGCCGGCAUCAUCCCAGGGAGCCCCCUCCCUGCCUUGGACCCCGAGGGCCUGCCUGGCAACUCUCCACUGCCUUCCGACGAGGUGGCAGCCGCCUCGGGUCAGGACUCCACCGAAACCCACAUGGAGGGAGACCCCGUCCCCGCUGUGGGGGGUGCCAGCGAGCCAUUCGCCAGCCUUUCCGUGGGGCCUGCGCGGGAGCCUGUGCCCGACAACCUCCAGGUCCCCUCCGUUCUCGCUGUCCCUGAGCUGCCCAAGACCCCACUCCAGAACGGCACGCCUGCCCCUCCGACCCCACCCGAGGGCUCCCGCCCGCGCCUGUCCCCGCCCAACGUCUCUGCCCUGCUGGACCUCUCCCUGCCCGGCCCUCCCGAGGACGUGCUCUCGCAGGGCGAGCCCGCCACGCAGAUCAGCGACUCCAUCAUCGAGCUCGCCAUCAGCUCCGGCCACUACGGUGAAGGAGUCCCUCUCUCGCCAGCCAAGCUGAACGGCAGUGACAGCUCUAAGAGCCUGCCCUCCCCAUCGGACAGCCCCCAGCCACACUGGAUUGCCUCCCCCACCCAUGACCCCCAGUGGUACCCCAGCGACUCCACAGACUCCUCGCUCAGCAGCUUGUUCGCGAGCUUCAUCUCCCCAGAGAAGAGCCGGAAGACGCUGCCAACGCCCGCUGGGGCUCCCAGCGGCACCUCUCUGCUGGGCCCCAGCUUGCUGGAUGGGAACUCACGGGACUCCUUUGUGUCCAGGUCCCUGGCCGAUGUCGCGGAGGUCGUGGACUCGCAGCUGGUGUGCAUGAUGAACGAGAGCAGCAUCGACUACAUCUCGCGGUUCAACGACCUGGCCCAGGAGCUGGCCCUCGCCGAGCCUGGCCGCCGAGAGGUCCUGUUUGACGGCGGCGGAGGCGGCCCUUCCGUUGGAGACCUGUCCCAGUGACCGCGCUCACGGCAGGGGCCGAGGGGCCUUCUGAGGCCAGGAGUCUCGUCUGUGGUGGGGAAGGCCUCCUUGAGAGAACAGAGCAGGAGCGGGACCCCGAAGACAGCCCGAGCAGAGGGCCGCGCCCGGGAGCGCGCUGCGUGGGAUGGCGUCGGGUCCUGCUGAGCGAGGGUGGUCCGGCUUGGGAGAAGAGGCGCCCUCAGAAAGGGUGGACGUGGAGCAGUUCCCCGCCAGUCCUACGGCCAUUUUGGGGGCUGCGUGCAAAGCCUCCUGCUCCACCCUGACUGCCACGCUGGACCUCCAGUGGAGGGGGCGUGCGUGCCUUGCCGUGGUCGUCACAGUCAGUGAAGCCUUGGCCUCCUUCUGUGGGAGGUUCCAGGGCAUCCUGCUUUUGGCCAGACCUGUGCCCACCUGGGUCACUCUGAGUGACCCAGGGGAGGACAGGUACGAGGCCCCUGCCUAAUCGUGUCUGCACCUUGAGACAGCGGACACUUCAGAGGACACUACUCGCUGGGCACCAGAAGGGCAGGCCCAGGGCAGAUGGUGCCCCCGCCCCGGAGUGCUGGACAUCUAGCUCUUGCCAUCGGAGGUCUUCCCUGCCUCCCUCGCCAGGAGACUUGUGUCCUGGGCAGGGUGUGGACUGUGGUUUUGAUCCUGCUCGGGUCUCGUGUCUGCGGUGAGGGGUGCGGUGGGGCAGGCGGGGCCUGUGGCCAUCCGUGUUUCCUCUGGGGCGUCUCGGACAGCACUCCUCUCUGCCAGGCAUAGCCCCACGCUAGCGUGGUCAGGGUGAGGCUGCUCGUCUGCUCUGGGGUUCGCCAUGUGCCGCUGUGUGGCGUCGGAGGCUCCCUGCCGUUACAGGGAACGUCCCCGACUCUGCCUGGCACAGUGUGAGUGCAGAGCACGCCCAGUGCAGGCCUGUGUUCCUCAAGCACAUUUGCCCCGUCGCCUGCUGCUUCUCUUCCCGUCCAGGGAGCCCAGGCUGGGCUCAGAGUCCCAAGUGUGGUCAGAGCUCACCGAGCCCGGACCUAUGGGCAGGAUCCCUCUCGAGCCCCCCAGGUGCCCGUUGUUACCGCGGGGGGAGCCAGCAGGGGCUUCUCUGCCUCCUCGGGCCUGCAGUCCGUGUGUACUCGUCACCAUCCAGCCCCCAGUGCGGCCACAGGUUGCCCGUGCCAUGCCACUGUCUCGUCUCUUCCCUCGACCUGGCAGCCGGAAUAGAUGGGUCUUUCUAACCCACCCGAGCGGGGAGCGGCAGCCCUUAGGGCCAGCUCCAGCCCGCUCCACCGGCUUUUCCGUCCACAGCACGGAGAGAGGAGGAAAGGCCUCGGCACUCAUGAGCAGGGCUCUGAGCCUGUAGUCCUCCCAGCCGGCCGCGGCCAGCGGCGGGAUGGAGAGGACGUGGGCUUCCGGGCAGCAGCAUCCCUCCACCCUGGCUGUCGUAAGCCUGUCCCUGGGAGAUUGCUCUCCUCGCCCCUCCUCUCCGAGUUGUGUACCCGUGACAGUGUGGGCAGUACGCGCUCGGGAGAGUCAGGCGCCCUCAACAGGGACUCGCGAUUCCUUUUCCCCAGCUUCUCAGGGUCAUGGCACCCACACGCACGCCCCACACGUUUUCGGGCUGCCUUUGGGGACCCACCCCUCCGUCAACCAUACGACUUUCAGUGCCGCCUCCCGGCGUGACUGCCUGUGCCAGGCCAGCUGACCCCCAGACUUGAUGCCUGGUCUUGAGAAAACAGUCCCAAGCUCCAGAGGCCUGAGUGCGUGCCGCAGUGUGGGAGCCCUCGUGUCUGAGCUGGCUGGUGCAGUGUGCCCGCCCUGUCAGCUUCCUCGGAUUAGCUUCUCCUGACCCUCGCCCCAGGUUUCUGACUGCCGGGACCAGAGAGGUUAGGACACCAAGCCACCCUCCCUCCCUCCCUCCCCUCCCCUAGGAUGCCAGCCCACAGCACGGCACGAUGCGGGACAGGCCUGGUGGCAGUGCUCUUCGUGCCAGGCGCAGCCAGGCUCCAAGUCCUGCCCAUCAGGGGCCCCCAGUGCAGUGACAGCUACAUGGGACAAGGCACCAGAAAGGAGGGUUGGCUCUCACGGGCUCUUCGUUCAGCAGCGUCUCCCACUUGGCUCUCUGGCAUCGAUGUUGGGGACAGGGACUACAGCCCUGUGGUAGGGAGGAGAGCACCCUGGCCUGGCGCUCCCAGAAGGCUCCAGGAGUCCAGGGGGUUGUGACACUUCACCAGCCGGCAGGUGCACAUCCUCUGCUCACUGUCUUUAGGGGAAAGGGUCUCACUUGUAGCCAAAACACAAUAGCUGCAUUUUCUCCCAGCCUAAAUGAGUGUUUAUGUGUAAAAAUAGGCACCUCUUAAAGGCUGGGGUUUUCAAGAGACCGAAGCAGAGGCCUCUGCCUCCCUGCAUUGUCUGGGCCUUUCCACCUGAAGAUGUGAAUCUUAGUACCAACCUGCGCUUCCCUUGUACAUUGAGCCUUCUGUGCUAGAGAUGAGUCCGUAGGAAAGCCCUUCCCUGGUCCUUCCAGUGUCGUCUGCGUCCCUUCUUGCUGGUGCAUCUUACCUAAAACAGACCAAGCAAGGAAGUCGGUGUUGGGCUCAGGCCUGGUGAAUUUGCAGUCCGUCCAGUAGAAGACAGCGGGGUGCAUGGAGGUUGUUCUCACCCUGUGUCUCAGAGGUGGAGAGCACUUGUUCAGGGAUGGGGGUCUUUGGGGGAUUUUCUUCAGUUACUCUUGCUAUCCUGCACCUCCAAGACCUUGUUAGCAGGCCGGUUCUGAGGCUUUCGUGGCCUGCUGGCGGGCUUAGGCCUCAUAGCUUAACUAGAUCACUGCGUGAGAGCAGGCUUGUUCUGCAGAGAGGCAGCAUGGGACACCAGACAUUGGGAUCCAGCAGGUGCAUUCAGUGAGGAAAUGCAGCAGUUCGUCUUCAGGAAAAAAAAAAAAGAAACCCACAGCAGACUUUACCCGGUGUCAGAGCUGGUGGGAUCCAGGAAACGCGGUCAGGUGAAGCGGGUGGGUGUUGCAGACAGCACCGGCUCGGCCAGCACAGCUGACUGCAGGCUCGGCAGCAAACCUGGCUGCGGGCACCUUUGCUAAUCUUUAAGCCAUAUCAUCUGAGGUUUUCGGCUCGUCUGAGAGGUGAACUUGUUUUAUAGAUUAUAAAUAUACAGAUACAGUGUAUGUAUAAAGCAGAAUGCCUGUCCUUCCUGGUUAUUUUUUGUACCAUAUUGUAAAUUAUAUUAUUUAUUCUUUACCAACUUUGGGAAUAAAAAGGUGUUUUGGUUAUUUAAUAUAAUAAACAAAAGCUGUUAAACUUCUGUUUAAAUUUCUAGUUCCACUUG